Bactrocera tryoni is the source of this 882-nucleotide messenger RNA. RefSeq names its product proteasome subunit alpha type-5 (gene Prosalpha5). NCBI's taxonomy places the organism in Eukaryota, Metazoa, Arthropoda, Insecta, Diptera, Tephritidae. The coding region runs from base 97 to 822 and encodes 241 amino acids. Gene Ontology annotation, biological process: proteasome-mediated ubiquitin-dependent protein catabolic process. Gene Ontology annotation, cellular component: nucleus; proteasome core complex; proteasome core complex, alpha-subunit complex. The record is from RefSeq and is a predicted model, not a curated record. The transcript is spliced from 3 exons.
CAGCAUUGUAGACGGCAAAAGUGUUUGGUCAUUUUCAUCACCGUUUAUUCGAUUAUUAUUAAUUCAUUUUCUCUGGAUUUACAAAUUUCAACUUAGAUGUUUUUAACACGCGCUGAAUACGAUCGUGGUGUAAACACCUUUUCACCAGAGGGACGCCUAUUCCAAGUGGAAUAUGCUAUUGAAGCCAUUAAAUUAGGAUCUACUGCCAUUGGUAUCUGCACCAGCAGUGGUGUGGUACUCGCUGCAGAGAAACGAAGCACAUCUGAAUUAAUGGUGUCUAGUAGCGUGGAGAAAAUUGUUCAAGUAGACCGACACAUUGGAUGUGUUACAUCCGGGCUUACAGCUGACGCGCGUACAUUAAUUGAUCGUGCGCGUGUUGAAUGCCAAAAUUAUUGGUUUAUCUACAAUGAACCUAUGCCAAUUGAGUCCUGCGCGCAAGCAGUAUCUGCAAUGGCUAUACAGUUUGGGGAUAGUAGUGAUGGCGGAUCGGCAAUGAGUCGACCAUUUGGUGUUGCGAUGUUAUUUGCUGGAAUUAAUGAAGGUGUGCCGCAGCUUUGGCAUAUGGAUCCUUCGGGGACAUACGUGCGUUAUGGUGCCAAAGCCAUAGGUUCUGGUAGUGAGGGGGCUCAACAAACAUUGAAAGAUGAAUAUCACAAAGAUAUGAGCUUGCAAGAGGCGACGAAGCUGGCCAUGUCUAUACUCAAGCAAGUAAUGGAAGAAAAGCUGGAAUCAAAGAAUGUUGAAGUAUUGGUAAUGAAGCCAAACGAAGAUUUCCGUAUGUUCUCUAAAGAGGAAGUAGAGCGUGAGAUAAACGCACUGUAGGGUAGUAGGUUGGGAAGCCACAGUUUAUGGAUACAGAUUAAAUUUGUUUUGCAUAUGGUA